Siniperca chuatsi (mandarin fish) is the source of this 3315-nucleotide messenger RNA. Its product is annotated as PKc_LIMK_like_unk domain-containing protein. The coding region runs from base 326 to 1318 and encodes 330 amino acids. Gene Ontology annotation, biological process: actin cytoskeleton organization; protein phosphorylation. The record is from RefSeq and is a predicted model, not a curated record. Lineage: Eukaryota; Metazoa; Chordata; Actinopteri; Centrarchiformes; Sinipercidae. Gene Ontology annotation, molecular function: ATP binding; protein serine/threonine kinase activity. Gene Ontology annotation, cellular component: cytoplasm; nucleus. The transcript is spliced from 10 exons.
UGGAGUUACAUCCACCGACGUGCUGGUAAGGCUGGUUCCUAAGACAACCCAUAAAACAUGCAUUUGCAUUAGCGAGGUUUGUUUUCACCAUCGCGAUUGCAUUGAGUGAGCUGCAGGAAACUGAUUGCAACGCCUGGACGCUGCAAGAGACGCGAAAAGUGUUAAAACAACCGGGACUCCCUGCACAGACAACUGACUAGAACGGAACUAUGAUGCAUAAUACUUCACCGAGCAUAUAAACCUUCUGCCUUUUACCGAUAACGACGCUGGGACUGAAUCUAUUUUCUGCACAGAGACUUCUGGGGUUUGUUCCACCAUCAGCAAGAUGCAUAUGAAUAGCUUAUUAAAUCAAUGGAACAUCUCCAGGAUGUGUGACGUGGACGUGUCCUCGGAGCCCACCAGUCCCACCCUGUACGGUGAGUCUUCAGACAAGUACUACCAUGUGGACCGCUGGCAGAAGCUCCGCACCGCCGUCCGCAAACUGGAGUUCUGGGAAAACUUUACAGCUGAGCUAAUCGGGAGUGGCUUCUUCUCCAAAGUCUAUAAGGUGAUGCACAACACCAGUCGGAAGGUGAUGGUGGUGAAGAUCUACAAAAACGACGUGGACCAAGACAGCAUCGUCCGAGAGAUCAGCCUGCUGCAGAAACUCUCCCACCCCAACAUCGUCAGAUAUCUGGGUAUCUGUGUCAAAGAAGACAAACUCUAUCCGAUCUUAGAGUAUGUAAAUGGGGGCUGUCUGGAGGAGCUUCUGGUCAGGAAAGAUGUUCCCCUGUGCUGGAGAGAGAAGGUGGACCUGGCCUGUGAUAUAAGCAGAGGAAUGAUCUACCUGCACUACAAGAACAUUUACCACAGGGACCUCAACUCAAAGAACUGUCUGAUCCGGGUGACGUCUCGGGGUCGGGAGGCCCUGGUGACUGACUUCGGCCUGGCCAGGGAAGUGGUGGAGCUGCCAGUCAAAGACCCCGGCAGGAAGCUCUCACUAGUGGGCUCAGCCUUUUGGAUGGCCCCCGAGAUGCUCAGAGGAGAGCCAUAUGACCGCAAGGUGGAUGUUUUCUCCUUUGGCAUUGUGCUGUGUGAAAUCCUGGCCAGGAUCCCUGCUGACCCAGAGAUACUACCAAGAACACAGGACUAUGGGCUGAAUGUGAAUGCAUUCAGGGAGCUGGUGACUGACUGUCCUCAGCGUCUCCUGGAGUUAGCAGCCAGCUGCUGUAUGCUGGAGUCCUUCAGACGGCCAGCGUUCACAGAGCUGCUGGAUGAGUUGGGAGAAGUCGCUGAGAGUCUGGAGCCGCCGCCAAAAUCUGAUCUGACCACGAGCUGAGUCGUCCGUCAUCCAGCAACAGGACCGGAGCAUCUGGGAUUAUUCGGCAAUGUCUGGACAGGAAGCUGGACUGAACCCGAACAAAAAACCCAAAAUAUUUCAACCCUCUGUGGCAUCACUCUCCUCCACUGCACAACACAUGACCAUGGCUGAACUUGUCUUAACUGAGGUGGUGCAGAUAUACUAGAUGUGUUUUUGGAGGGCAGUGGAAACUCUCCUGACUUCUCAUGGACACUUUGCUUUGACACAUUUGUGUACAGAUGAAUAGUAGUUUGACUUAUAGAAGUGAAUAUACAGUAUGGUCUGUUAUAUAUAUAUAUAUAUUUUUUUUUUUUUUUGCUGCACGUCUUACUUGACUAAAAGGUCUUAUCCUCUCUUCCUGUUCUUUGUGAGUGGUUUGUUUGUAACCAACGACACAGAUGAUCAAGUCUGUUGAUGUAUUUUCUGCCUCUUCUAUCUGCUUGCCCGUCCCUUUUGAUUCUGCAGGCCUGGACUCUGCUUCAGCACUUCUCCAACAGGAAAUUGCAUUGGUUAACUGAGCGAGAAUGGUCUGCUCUCUAACAAACAGAUCGCCAGACAUCAUUUCACAUUAGAUGGGACAGAAGACUGUUUCAGAAAGCAGAGCAGUCAUGGAUGCACGCAACAAAUAUAUGACAAAUAAAUCUGGAGCUGAAGAGAUUUUAAGUUGUCGUGUAGACUUUGAAGAGUUGAACAGAAACAAAAGUUGACAGAAACCGCAAACAUGCGUGUUCAGGUUCACGGUUCACAUUCAUGGUCAUAUUAAAUGUUGGUCUCAUUUUAAGCUAUUUAUUAUUUCCGUAAAAUUAUAUUUGUCUUGAAUAACACUGAAAACCUCCGACAUAUCAGCUUUUCAGUAACAACGAAAACAUGUUUUAGGACUUUAGUCUUUAUUCAGCAUAAUGACUUUGCAUUUUUGAUUUAACCGGUGGAUUUUGCUCAAAAGAACCAUACAUUUCUCAACAAUGACAUCACAAAAAGUGGUUCUCUUUUUGCUUUGUCAUAUUUUGUCGUUAUUUUUCUGAGUUUAUUAAGUUACUGAAUUGAAUAUAAGCGUGUAAAUAUUUAAGCUUUUCUCUUUUGCUCACAUUUUUUAAAAAUUCUGCCAUCUUUUUUGAGAUUGAAAGGGUCCACAUUCUUUUAAGUUUACCAGUAUUUACUACUUUCUGGUUUGUGUGUGGUCUCAAUGAUUUUUCAGGCAGCUACAACAAAACUCUCACAAAAGCCACAUUUGGUUUCUAUCCUAUUAAAGGUCCAGUGUGUAGGAUUUAGUCGCAUCUGGCAGUGAAAUUGCAGUUUGCAACCAUUUGAAUACCGCUUGCCUCCCCCUCCACUUCCAAGUGUGUAGGAGAAGCUACAGUGGCCUCUCGAAAAAACAUGAAAGGCCCUAUCUAGAGUUAGUGAUUGGUUUGUCCGUUCUGGACUACUGUAGAAACAUGGCGGUGCAACAUGUCGACCUCCGUGGAAGGGGACCCGCCCCCUAUGUAGAUAAAAACUGCUUAUUCUAAGGUAAUGAAAACGCAACAAUUCUUAUUUUCAGGCGAUUAUACACUAAUGAAAACAUACUUAAUAUUAUAUUCCAUUUCUGCCAAUAGCUCCUCUUGUUUUACACACUGGACCUUUAAAUUGAUUGAAGGAAACAGUUCCGUAAGUUAGUUCUCAAACUUCAGAAAUACAGGUUUAGUUUUCUUGCACAUACACGCAAGUGAUAAAAUAGUGGAAAAAAAGAAUAAUGAAAUACAAGUGAACACAUACAGAAAUUGUGAAACAGAGAGAAGGAAAACAAUGUCUGAAAAGGGAAAAAGCUUUUUAGACAUUCUGCUCAGAGUGACUAUAAAUAUCAAUCUGCAUUCAGAGUGUUUUUCAGAGCUCGCUGUUUCAUUUUUCACAUUCCAUUGUGGAAAACUAAUGGAACCCUUUUCAUUUAAUUUUCUUAAAUAACAGUUGAAAAAUAAAGUUUCAGUCCCAUUUUACAUGAA